AUGUGUUACUGGGGUUACAAGUUUGAGGAUUACGUCACUUGUUCCAGGGAGCCAUCAAAACCGAAGGAAUUUAGCUCGCCCAUAAACAACAUUGAAGCAUUCUGUUCGGUUGUGAGAUCACGGUUGGAUAAACACUCUUUGGUCUUUGGAGCCGAGGUUGACUGUUGUGUCAAAACUAAUUCUAAAGGUGGGAUGCCACCAUCUAAUUAUAUUGAAUUGAAAACAAGCAGGAUUGUUGAGAACGACCGGAUGCAGUGGUCAUUUGAACGAUACAAGCUUUUGAAAUGGUGGGCACAGUCUUUUUUAGCCGGCAUUCCUAAAAUCGUUUGCGGAUUUCGUGAUGACGAUGGCUUUGUUAAGCAGCUCAAGACAUUCAAUACGCUAGACAUUCCAGGAUCGGUUGCGGAAAGUCAGAACAUGUGGGCAGGUAGCGUGUGUUUGAAUUUUUGUAAUCGGAUGUUGGAAUGGGUGAAAGGUGCCGUAAAAGAUGAGAAUGUUGUGUACAUGUUACAUUGGAGAGAACCAUUCACGCACAUAGAACUGGAGUUGUCAAAGAAACAAGAUGACAUCUUUCUACGGGACUGGUAUCUCUCAUGA
Molecule: messenger RNA, 597 nt
Organism: Dendronephthya gigantea
Lineage: Eukaryota; Metazoa; Cnidaria; Anthozoa; Malacalcyonacea; Nephtheidae
Product: decapping and exoribonuclease protein-like
Exons: 1
Coding region: 1-597 (198 amino acids)
Biological process (GO): NAD-cap decapping; nuclear-transcribed mRNA catabolic process
Cellular component (GO): nucleus; cytosol
Molecular function (GO): mRNA 5'-diphosphatase activity
Source: RefSeq, a predicted model, not a curated record